GGGAAUAUUGUGCCGGGAGAAAGAGACAGUGUCUUCAGGAUUUAAUCUGGCUAGAAAUAGUGAAAAGGAGUUUCAAGGAAUAUAGUUAAAGAAAGUUUGGAUCUUUUUCUAAAAUUUCGAGUCUUUGAAUGAGAAUUUAGGAAGAAGGAAGCAAUGGAGUCUGAUCUUCAGCAGCAGCAUCAUAAACCGCAGCAGCAUGUGAACUCAUCCAGCUUGUUGCGGUAUCGAUCAGCACCGAGUUCUUAUUUUGCAAAUAUAUUGGACACUGAAUUCAAUGAACCCUUCUUCAACCGAGCCCCUAGCCCCGAAACUGAGAGAAUUUUAGCUCGAUUUAUGUCUAGUCAAGGUGGUGAUAUUGGAGGAACAGAAGAGAUUGUACCGCAUCAGAAAGUAGAAACAACUCAGCAACCACAGUUUUUGGUGCCUAAGCUGGAUAAUGAUGCAGCAAUGAUUCAAGAACAAGAACAACAACAGCAGCAGCAGCGACAACAGCAGCAGCAGCAGCAGCAGCAGAGUCAUAUGAACAACUAUACUUCUCAGGGUUUUUACCAAAUUCCGUCUACAAAACCGCCUUUGCCGAAUCAGAAUCUGGCUUCAUCUAAUGAGGGAGCUGCUGCUGCUUAUCCAAUGGGGUCAAAUCAGUUUCCUCUGAUGAAAACUGGUGGUGUUACUCACUCAAAUCUUAUUCGGCAUAGUAGCUCUCCUGCUGGACUUUUCGCCAAUAUCAAUAUUGAUGUGGCAGGGUAUGCUGCAUUGAGAGGCAUGGGAAAUGUUGGAGCGAGUAAUGGCACUAAUGAAGACUCAUCUUUUUCUCCUGCAAGCAGAUUGAAGAACUUCUCAUCAGGGCCACCAUCAUCUACGUCCAGCAUGAUGAGUCCAAUUUCCGAAGUUGGGGAAAAAAGAAUGAGAUCAAACAAUCAAGACCGCACCGGUGGUGGGUUUAGUGAAGGUCGUGGUAACAAUUAUGUCUCAGGAUUCCCCAUGGGUUCUUGGGAAGACUCUUCUCUUUUGGCGGAUGAUAUCAUUGGUUCAACUAACUUUAGAGAUGAUGAUGAUGAUGUGAAAACGAUUACUGGUCUAAGUGCUUCAGAAACUCAGAAUAUGGAAGCAAGAGGUCGCCCCUUGGCUCAUCACCUGAGCUUGCCAAAAACUUCAGCAGAAAUGGCUGCCAUUGAAAAUUUCUUGCAGUUCCAAGAUUCUGUGCCUUGUAAGAUUCGAGCAAAGCGGGGUUGUGCUACGCACCCUAGAAGCAUUGCUGAGAGGGUCAGAAGAACCCGAAUCAGUGAACGAAUGAGGAAACUACAAGAGCUUGUACCUAACAUGGACAAGCAAACCAACACUGCAGACAUGUUAGAUUUGGCUGUUGACUACAUCAAAAACCUUCAAACUGAAGUCCAGACACUGUCAGAAGCUCGUGCUAAGUGUACAUGUUCAAACCAGCAGCAGUAAUAACUUCUUGUCUAGGAGGGACUUUGCCUAUUUUUAUGUACAGGACCAUUAGGACUUGGAAAAGAAGAUAGAAAGCAAUGCUGGACCUCUUCUGAACUGAAAAAAGUGAUAGUAGGUUGUUAUUUAUUAUGUGGGUGGAGGAGAAAUGAAGGGAGAUGCUAAAAGUUGCUGUAAGAUCUAAUCCCAUUAAUGACAUUAUAGGAAGCAAUUUCAAGCUGUACAUUUAUUUUUCCUGCUAGAUGUGACAUUUCAUAUUUAUAGCUGUGUGGAGCUCAAACAAUGUGUUCUCUCCCCCUCAAAGUGUGAGAGAGCUUUAGCUCCACAGCCUCCACCCCCACAUUUUCUUGAAGGAAAUGGGGAUAUGCCAUCAGUAGGCAGCUCCAUUAAAUCACUUGUGAAGCACGUAAAAGCAAGCAUGGUUCUUUUUAUUUUGGUAGGAAUAAUUAGAUAAGAAUGAGUGCAGCAUCUUAAUUCUUACCUGUUCUGAAAGCAUAAGCUUUUUGUUUUGCUCAUUUGUAGUAUCAAAAUCUCUCUGGUUCCCAGUUUGGAUUUGACGUUGAAUGCCCCAGUUUUGAUUGAUUUCAAAGACUCUGACUUCUGUUAGUGCCAUUGAAAUUGAAUGGUUCAGGCAGAUCUAGGUU
Molecule: messenger RNA, 2090 nt
Organism: Fragaria vesca subsp. vesca
Lineage: Eukaryota; Viridiplantae; Streptophyta; Magnoliopsida; Rosales; Rosaceae
Product: transcription factor bHLH122-like
Exons: 6
Coding region: 154-1449 (431 amino acids)
Biological process (GO): regulation of transcription by RNA polymerase II
Cellular component (GO): nucleus
Molecular function (GO): RNA polymerase II cis-regulatory region sequence-specific DNA binding; DNA-binding transcription factor activity, RNA polymerase II-specific; protein dimerization activity
Source: RefSeq, a predicted model, not a curated record